AUGUCAACGAUCAAGGUAUAUGUAGCCAUAUCCGACGACGGCGGUGUUUACAAGCACUGGGCUCUUUUCAUUGACGAGCCCGAAGCGGACGAAAUCUUGCUCAAUGCCAGGGGAUCCGAUGGCGGCUUUCGCUAUGAAACGGAGAGAAGAGAUGUUCGUCAUGACGAAAGUCUGGUGGAGCUGGUCUACCUUUGUGACGUGGAUGUCGCCAAAGCCAACACGAUCAGGGAUAUUGCAAGGACAAUCCCCGUUCAUAAUGAGAUCUCCGGUUGGAAUUGCCAAGACUAUGUGCUUGAUCUCUUGGACGAGUUGGAAGAAAGGAAAGUCAUGGACAGUGAAGAUGAAGUCUAUCGGAGGCAGAGGACUUAUAUUGCGGGAAAGCAAGAAGGACUGGCAUAA
Aspergillus fischeri NRRL 181 is the source of this 399-nucleotide messenger RNA. RefSeq lists its product as uncharacterized. NCBI's taxonomy places the organism in Eukaryota, Fungi, Ascomycota, Eurotiomycetes, Eurotiales, Aspergillaceae. The coding region runs from base 1 to 399 and encodes 132 amino acids. The transcript has a single exon. The record is from RefSeq and is a predicted model, not a curated record.